Messenger RNA from Eurytemora carolleeae, 737 nucleotides. Its product is annotated as calcium and integrin-binding family member 3. Bases 6 to 632 code for a protein of 208 amino acids. The transcript is spliced from 11 exons. NCBI's taxonomy places the organism in Eukaryota, Metazoa, Arthropoda, Copepoda, Calanoida, Temoridae. The record is from RefSeq and is a predicted model, not a curated record. Gene Ontology annotation, molecular function: calcium ion binding.
AUAAAAUGGGUAACAGCGCUGGUAAACUAGAUCAAGCUGAUCUAGAGAUAUAUCAACUUCUCACAUACUUUAAUAAGGCCGAGAUAAUAGAUUGCGCUGACAAGUUUUUUGAGAUGAUUGAAUCUAACCCUGAAACCUCCAAUGUUGCUGCGGCAGUGAAAGAGCGCAGGUUGAAGUUGCAACAAGUGAAGAUGCCCUUUAGUGUGAUUGAGAAUAAGAUUUCUGCUCUCCACGUGAAUCCAUUUGGUACGAGACUCUUACAGGUCUUCUCAGGAGGACAAACACUUCAGAAUGGCGAGAGUUGUAUUUUGUUUGAAGAUUUCCUGAACAUGAUGUCAAUAAUGGGACCUUCGGCGCCAUUAGAGGUGAAGGCAAAGUGGGCGUUUAAGGUUUAUGACUUCAAUAACGACGAGAAGAUUUGCAGCAAGGAUAUCCUAGAGGUUGUUAAAAGAUUGACAAAACCCAAUGAGAACAGUGCGAUAGAACUGAAACCUGAAGAAUUGGCCGAGGUUGUGAAGAAUGUUCUAGAGGAAACUGAUUUGAACAACAAUGGGUUUAUCACGAGUACUGAGUUCCAGCAAGUGGCGACCAAAUCACCAGAAUUUCAGCACUCAUUUAAACUAUCAAUCUAAUAUUCUGAUUAUUACAAUAAUUAUUUGACAUUUGAUUAUAUUUAUAUUUACUAGAAAUUCAAGGCGCUUCGCGCCCUUCUUUCUAGCCUUAGAGGGCGCUUCGCG